Molecule: messenger RNA, 600 nt
Organism: Xylona heveae TC161
Lineage: Eukaryota; Fungi; Ascomycota; Xylonomycetes; Xylonales; Xylonaceae
Exons: 2
Coding region: 1-600 (199 amino acids)
Source: RefSeq, a predicted model, not a curated record
AUGCCAUGCUUGGCUGCUGCGACAGCUGGAGACAUGAUGGAGAUGUUUGUGGGGAGAGGAGAAGACUUGGCGGAGACAAUUUGUGGACAGCGGAGACGCAACCCGGAGGGAAGCGCAUGGUGGGCCGACUACAGUCCUGGCGCCUUUUUGAAGCCCCCAGUAACGCCGCCUAUAUGUCAGAAAAGCAAGCAAGAAGCCACUACCGUCAGCAGCAGCUGCCGUUACGAGAGCCAAGCAAUGCCACUUGGAAAUUCGGAUGCUGUACAGCGGGCGAUCAGGGUCAGACCACCAAAGCCGCGUGCCAAACUAUACGCCUUUCAAAGAGUCGAGCCGGGACAUCAGAUCAUGCUACUGCCAACAAUCAUGGCGGACCAUGAACCAAGGCCUGACCACCAGCCAAGGCCCGCACAUAGCACCGCUUCAACUGAUGACGGUACUUGGCGCCAAAAGAGACGAAAACAAAACAGUGACGGCACAAUUCCUCCGAAUGCCGGAAUGAAGAAAGAGCGCAUGCGGAGCCCCCCAAUUCUUCUCCCCAUGGAGCUCCUGAUCCAAGACUCACUAGCAGACCACCUGCCUGACCCGCCUCGGCCAAAAUGA